This is a messenger RNA of Echinops telfairi (small Madagascar hedgehog), 4999 nucleotides long. It is a transcript of the gene GRB10, whose product is annotated as growth factor receptor bound protein 10. Gene Ontology annotation, biological process: negative regulation of insulin receptor signaling pathway; insulin receptor signaling pathway; negative regulation of Wnt signaling pathway. The coding region runs from base 269 to 2056 and encodes 595 amino acids. The transcript has 18 exons. Lineage: Eukaryota; Metazoa; Chordata; Mammalia; Afrosoricida; Tenrecidae. The record is from RefSeq and is a predicted model, not a curated record. Gene Ontology annotation, molecular function: insulin receptor binding.
CGCGGGAACGAGCAGUUUCUCAUCCGUGUGCGAAGCUUGUUGUCUGCGCUGGAGGAAUCGAUGCUUUGCAGUUGGCCAAGAUGCUGAGCAGGAGGAAGGACAAGGGAGCGGAGGCUUCCCUGUGAUUGGCAGUCCAGGUCUCAGUGGGGUCUUCUCAGUCAAGCCGGGACAAGCCAGCUCUUCGUGAGAGGGAGCCUCGUGGUUCAAAAUCUUGACAGGUGCUGCAACACAGUCAAUGUAAUUUGAAGGAGGCAAGGAGGAGGAACCCAUGGCUUUAGCUGGCUGCCCAGAUUCCUUUUUGCACCAUCCGUACUACCAGGAUAAAGUCGAGCAGACUUCUCACAGUCAGAGAGAUCUGGCAGAACCUGGGUUUCCAGCACAGACUCACCAGCUUGCAAGUCACCAAGAGGAUGACGUGGAUUUGGAAGCGCUGGUGAACGACAUGAACUCAUCCUUCGAGAGUCUGUACUCGACCUGCAGCAUGCAGUCGGAGACGGUGCCCCUCCUUCAGAAUGGCCAGCAUGCCCGCAACCCGCUGCUCACCUUGGGGACACGGGCUCUUCAGCCACAAGCAUCCCCUCGGCAGAAGGUGCAGCGCUCACAGCCUGUGCACAUCUUGGCUGUCAGACGCCUUCAGGAAGAAGACCAGCAGUUCCGGACCUCGUCUCUGCCAGCAAUCCCCAACCCCUUUCCUGAGCUCUGCACCGCUGGGAGCUCCCCGGUCCUCUCCCCAGGCUCCUUGCCCCCCAGCCAGUGCACCACGAAGCAGGAUGUUAAAGUCUUUAGUGAAGAUGGGACGUGCAAAGUGGUGGAAAUUCUAGCAGACAUGACAGCCAGGGACCUGUGCCAAUUGCUGGUUUACAAAAGUCAUUGUGUGGAUGACAGCAGCUGGACGCUAGUGGAGCACCACCCGCACCUAGGAUUAGAGAGGUGCCUGGAAGAUCACGAGCUGGUGGUCCAGGUGGAGCGCACCAUGGCCAGCGAGAGUAAAUUUCUGUUCAGGAAGAACUAUGCAAAAUACGAGUUUUUUAAAAAUCCCAUGAAUUUCUUCCCAGAACAGAUGGUUACUUGGUGUCAGCAGUCGAAUGGCAGUAUUCCCCAAACCCAGCUUUUACAGAAUUUUUUAAACUCCAGCAGUUGCCCUGAAAUUCAGGGGUUUUUACAUGUGAAAGAGCUGGGGCGGAAGUCUUGGAAGAAGCUCUACGUGUGCUUGCGCAGAUCCGGACUCUACUGCUCCACAAAAGGGACCUCGAAGGAACCCAGACACUUGCAGUUAUUGGCUGACCUGGAAGACAGCAACAUCUUUUCCCUGAUUGCUGGCAGAAAGCAAUACAGCGCUCCCACGGACCACGAUUUCUGUAUAAAGCCAAACAAAGUAAGGAGCGAAACUAAAGAGCUGAGGUUGCUCUGUGCAGAAGACGAGCAAAGCAAAACCUGCUGGAUGACGGCGUUCAGACUCCUCAAGUACGGAAGGCUUCUGUACCAGAAUUACAGGAUCCCUCAGCAGAGGAAAGCUUUGCUCUCUCCCUUCUCAACUCCAGUGCGCAGCGUCUCCGAGAACUCCCUGGUGGCCAUGGAUUUUUCUGGGCAAACAGGAAGAGUGAUCGAGAAUCCAGUUGAGGCCCAGAGUGCAGCUCUGGAAGAGGGCCAUGCCUGGAGGAAGCGAAGCACACGGAUGAAUAUCCUAGGUAGCCAAAGCCCCCUCCACCCUUCUACCCUAAGUACAGUGAUCCACAGGACACAACAUUGGUUUCACGGCAGGAUCUCUAGGGAGGAGUCACACCGGAUUAUUAAACAGCAAGGACUUGUGGAUGGGCUUUUUCUCCUCCGUGACAGCCAGAGCAAUCCAAAGGCAUUUGUACUCACACUGUGUCAUCACCAGAAAAUUAAAAAUUUCCAGAUCUUACCUUGUGAGGAUGAUGGACAGAUGUUCUUCAGCCUUGACGAUGGGAAUACCAAAUUCUCGGACCUGAUUCAGCUUGUGGACUUUUACCAGCUCAACAAAGGAGUUCUGCCUUGCAAACUCAAGCACCACUGCAUCCGAGUGGCCUUAUGACCUCAGACCUACUCUCGGCUGAAGACUGGAGGAAGUUACACUGGAAUGAAGGAGAGGGCUGUAGACUGGUGAAGAGCACACGUCUGUUCUGCACCUUGGUAUUCAGAGAGAGAUGGGUUUGUUCGGUGCCAUCCAACCAAGAUUGACGAGUUUGUUGGAUUUAGCAAUGAUUCGCUGCUGAGAAGCCAGCAGGGUCACGUCCCUCUGCAUUUGCCAAAUCAAGGAGGGUGUGAGAAAUCAAGUGCUAAUUUGAGAAUAAACUGGAAUGAUCAUCUUGGCUGGGCCACUUAGGAACAAGAACCGAAGAGAAAUAAUUGGAAAUGGACUCUUGCCCUGGAAUAAUCUUGACAAUUAAAACUGAUAUGUUUACUUUUUGUAUUGAUCACUUUUUUUUGCACUCCUUCUUUGUUUUUAAUAUUGUAUUCAGCCUGUGUUAGGAGGGGAUGUGGCUUUUAGUUAAUAAAAGCAUCAAACCGUCUCAAGUGGGCAGAAUUCAAAGACUGAAUAUUGGUCUCAAAAUGUCUCCAGAGGGUGCUCCCCCUCUUUGCAGAUUACCACAGUGUUGAAUUCAGUUCCCAAAUUACAAACCACCCCACCUCUUCCCAGGAUACUUGAAAACUUUUUUUCAGUUCAAGGUAUUGACUGUGGUGAACAUUUAGUAUGAUCUGUAGACCCAGUCAAUCAGCCACAGUCUGUUAGCCAUUUCUCUAUGCACAAAUGUUUAAUACUUUGUCAUUAACGUGUCUUCUCCUCCACAGUUCAGAUGUUAUUUCUGUGAAAAAGUCACUGUUGUGCAGCACAGCAGGGUCGAACAACCUCACCUCCAGUUUGAUACUUGCCCAGCCUUGCUGAGACACCUCCAGCCCCCACGUCCAUCGCCAGAGGUGCCACGGAAUUCACCAGAGGGGGUACUUUUAGCCUCGAAUUUUUCACAGCCUCAGCCUGUUCUAGAAUGAUCACUGCCUUAUUCCCGCUGGCUGCUGAGGUGUGAGUCAUUCUUUGGCUGACCUCCCUCUGGGUAUUAGAAGACGUAGAGAAAAUGGCACCCGGCUGGCUUCCGGCAGUGCCCUGUGGGUUUCCAUGGUGAUGAAGACAGAGAAACAUUACAAAGGGCACAGACACAGCCUGACAUUUAAAGGUUUUUUGCUAAUGCCGGUCCUGCUGAACCCCUCCCCCCACUUCCCCCCCAACUAAGCCAGGCAAAUGAAAGGCAGCUAGAGGCUCCUCCUCUGCUGGCUUAGGCUCACAAGUACCUCACAAUGAUUGUGGACAUGGACACAGUCUAUUAACACAACACUUGCUUCCCCCUCAGGGAAGAAGCAUCCAGGGGGCGGGAGUGGUUCACCCUGUCCCCUCCACCCAUGGGCGCCACCUUGACCAUUUUCCUUUAGUUAAGUUUUCAGGUAUGAGAGUGUCCAUUUCUUUACCUUUGAUCUUUGCAAAGCAGAAAGGACUGCCAUGACCAGCAUGCAGACUACUGUGGUGAGCAAGAUGAUUUUCUUUCCUGAUAUAACAGUUAUAACACUUGACUGGCUCCUCCGAAUAGCCUCUCGCUACUGGAUUGCCUGAAAUCCACCUCACUGAAGUGCUCCCAAAGGAACAACAGUUCACUGUUCUCCAGUUGACACACCUAGUUUAGGGCAGACAUUUAACCAGCUUCAGUAGCACAUUAAGUCUAUGGUUUAGAGACACUGUAUUUUAGGUUACAGAUCGCACAUUGUUAUUUUCCAUGAGAUGCCUACUUAGAAAAAUGAAGAUUUUUUUUUCUUUCAGUAAAACGUAUUUUUCACCAGAAAUACUAAAUUACAUUCUCUUCCUUUUAUAAACUUUCAAGCAACUGACAAUUAGGUAAUACUCAAGUUCAGACCAGAUGUCUGUCUGCUGAACUUCACUUUAGGGAUGGAUACUUCAGUUAUACCUUUGUAUCAUUUUUCUCCUCAGUGGUUUAAGGUAAUUUCAUACACACACUUUCUUUUUUAACCCCUAGGAUUUCUUUUUUACGUUUACAUAGACAAGUACCAUUAGCGUAUAAUCCCUCUCUCACACCCUUUUUCCAUAGACAGUUAAGAUUUACAGUAUUUCAUAUUUAUAAAUAAGCAUUCUAUUUAAAAGGAGAUUUACAAUUUUGUAUGUCGAUGGUCUGGCAUAGUCUUUUGUACUUUCCCAGCCGGAGUGAAUUGAAGGCAAACGCCCUAGCACCGCAGCAGACGUCCUGCAGCCCCUGGCUCACCGGCCUUUGUGCUGGGUGGCUGGGCAUUCCAUCUGAAAACAACAAAAUCCCUAGAAUCUGCUGGCGUCCCAUCCAGCGAUCCAAGGACUGAAGGACAUUUGACUUUUAUUUUUAUAUUUAAAUGACAUGAAUGUAAAGGGGACAAGCUCAGGGUUGUUUUGGAGCCUGUUGAAUUUUUAUCUAUGCCUGUGAUUUUCAUUUCUAAACCAAUACUUCAUGUAGCAACCUGGUCUGAGUGGAGAAGGAAAAUACCAAAUGCUUUUGGUAUUAGAGCUGAAUAGCUAAACUCUAUUGCAUCAGAUGUUAGGGUUGCAGAAAGUUCUUGGGGGUUUUUUUUGUGUCUGUUGAACCUUGAAGAAAUAAUGUGCCUCAGUCUAGAUGUUUUGUCUUCUCUUUUCUGCACUUAAUACCUGACAGUGUGACCAAUCCGCUCACCUUCCCGGGGGUGAGGUGUGCUUGUUGUGGGUUGUGUAGUCACAGUGCACGCUAUAGAGACUUAAAUGGCCUGACAUUGAAAUGUUUUCAGGGAAUGCAAAAGGUAUUAACUGAAGAGACAAAACCUUUAUUUCAUGUGCUUUGCUUCAUUCUGUACAUAGCUUUUUGGCUCGUGAACCUAAUUGUAAACUUUCAGGUAAUUUUUGUACAAAUAAGGGACUGAUGUUCUGUUUCUUGUAAUUAGAAAUAAACAUGAAUACAGUGUUCUUCAUUUUUUA